AUGGCACCUACUGCAACCAACUUCCCAAACUCACAGGCCACUGCUGUACCUAGCAAAGUCAAUGAUGUCGAUCCCAUGGCUGCCAUGGCUCACAGAGGCAAGGCACUCCCUGGUAUCCCCAAGUUCAAUUCGUGUGCCGAAAAGCGACAAUGGCAGCUGCAGCACAUGGCCGGUGCAUUCCGCGUGUUUGCCCGCGAGGGUUAUGCGGAGGGAAUAUCAGGACAUAUCAGUGUGCGAGAUCCUGAAUUCGAAGAUAGAUUUUGGAUCAAUCCUCUCGGUGUGCACUUUGGGAUGUUGAAGGCGAGUGAUAUGGUUUGCGUGACUGUCGACGGUGAGGUCAUUGGUGGAAACUCGGCUGGCUCAAUCAACGCUGCUGGAUUCCAGAUCCACAGUGCGGUGCAUCGAUCGCGUAAAGACGUACACGCUAUCUGCCACACCCAUUCGGUGCACGGGCGAGCUUGGUCGGCCUUUGCGAAGCCUCUCCAAAUGAUCAACCAGGAUGUGUGCUACUUUUAUAAGGCUCACUCGGUGUACUCCAACUAUGGAGGCAUUGCAAAUGAGGCGUCCGAGGGGGAGAAUAUUGCCAAGAGUCUAGGCGAUGGAAAAGCCGUGAUUUUGAUGAAUCAUGGGCUGCUCACCGUGGGUGAGACUGUGGAUGAGGCGGCAUUCCUGUUCUGCUUGAUGGAGAGGAGCUGCAAGGUUCAAUUGUUAGCGCAUCAGACCGGACUCGAAAAGCAAAUUGUGAGCGAUGAGGAAGCCGCUUACAACUUUAAGAUGGCAAGCACGCCGGAGACCCUCUUCGCUGAGUUUCAGCCCCACUUUCAGUUUGAGGAGUAUCUAUCCAAGGGCGAUUUCAAGCAAUAG
Messenger RNA from Penicillium canariense, 864 nucleotides. RefSeq names its product aldolase. Gene Ontology annotation, molecular function: actin filament binding. NCBI's taxonomy places the organism in Eukaryota, Fungi, Ascomycota, Eurotiomycetes, Eurotiales, Aspergillaceae. The transcript is spliced from 2 exons. Gene Ontology annotation, cellular component: cytoskeleton. The record is from RefSeq and is a predicted model, not a curated record. Bases 1 to 864 code for a protein of 287 amino acids.